GAGGCAGAGCGCGGAGUACCGCCGCCCAGCUCGCACCGCCUGUGCGUCUUUGCCUUUGCUGCCCGCUGCCCCGGCUCCCUCACCAUGGCGAACGACCGAGACAAAGCCAGCGACCAGAUGAAGCACUGGAACGAGCGGCGGGCCUCGCAGAAACCUGAUUCCCUUACGACGGGAGCUGGUAUCCCCGUCGGAGACAAACUUAAUAUUCUGACUGUUGGACCUCGGGGGCCCCUUCUUGUUCAAGAUGUGGUUUUCACUGAUGAAUUGGCUCACUUUGACCGGGAGAGAAUUCCUGAGAGAGUUGUGCAUGCCAAAGGAACAGGAGCAUUCGGAUAUUUUGAAGUCACUCAUGACAUCACCAAAUAUUCCAAGGCAAAGGUCUUUGAGCAUAUUGGGAAAAGGACUCCGAUUGCCGUUAGAUUCUCUACAGUCGCUGGCGAAUCUGGAUCAGCGGACACUAUCCGUGACCCUCGAGGCUUUGCUGUGAAAUUCUACACUGAAGAGGGGAACUGGGAUCUCACAGGAAAUAACACGCCCAUCUUCUUUAUCAGGGACCCACUUCUGUUUCCAUCCUUUAUUCACAGUCAGAAGAGGAACCCUCAAACCCACCUCAAAGACCCUGACAUGGUGUGGGACUUCUGGAGUCUUCGCCCUGAAUCUUUGCAUCAGGUUACUUUCUUGUUCAGUGAUCGUGGAAUUCCGGAUGGCCAUCGUCACAUGAAUGGAUAUGGAUCUCACACCUUCAAACUGGUUAAUGCUCAAGGGAAAGCAGUUUACUGCAAAUUCCAUUACAAGACUGACCAAGGAAUCAAAAAUCUUUCUGUUGAAGAGGCUGCAAGACUUGCUCAGGAAGAUCCCGAUUAUGGCAUUCGGGAUCUCUUUAACGCCAUUUCUUCGGGCAACUACCCAUCCUGGACAUUUUACAUCCAGGUCAUGACUUUUGAGCAAGCAGAGUCAUUUCCAUUUAAUCCAUUUGAUGUCACUAAGGUUUGGUCUCACAAAGACUAUCCUCUUAUCCCAGUUGGUAAACUGGUCUUAAAUAGGAACCCUGGGAAUUAUUUCGCAGAAGUGGAACAGCUAGCCUUUGACCCAAGUAACAUGCCACCAGGCAUUGAGGCAAGCCCUGAUAAAAUGCUGCAGGGCCGUCUUUUCUCAUAUCCUGAUACCCACCGCCACCGUCUAGGACCCAACUAUCUUCACAUCCCUGUGAACUGUCCUUACCGAGCUCGAGUGGCCAACUACCAAAGAGAUGGACCCAUGUGCAUGUCUGACAACCAAGGUGGGGCUCCCAAUUACUACCCUAACAGCUUUGGGGCUCCUGAGGACCAUUCCUCCGCUCUGGAGCACCGCUAUCAGCUCUCGGGGGAUGUGCAGCGCUACAACAGCCUCAACGAGGACAACGUCACCCAGGUGAAAACGUUCUACAACAUGGUGCUGAACGAGGCGCAGCGCCAGCGCCUGUGUGAGAACAUUGCCGGGCACCUGAAGGACGCCCAGCUUUUCAUCCAGAAGAAAGCUGUGAAAAACUUCAGUGAUGUUGAUAGUGACUAUGGGUCCCGGGUCCAGGAGCUUCUGGAUAAAUACAAUGCUGAGGGGCACAAGAAUGUGAUUCGAACCUAUACUGAGUCUGCACCUCAAUUGGCUGCUAAGGAAAAAUCGAAUCUCUGAACUCAGCAGAAAGAUCUUUUCUCAGCUGAAAGAUGAUAUUACAGAUGAAGCUACAAGAAGCUGGUCCUUAUGAUCAGUUGCCGCACAAUAUAACACAUCUAUCUGUAUGCUCAAUGCUCCCAUCUGAAGGCCUGGUUUUAUAAAAAUAUUCACAUUUUGCAACCGA
This is a messenger RNA of Vombatus ursinus (common wombat), 1834 nucleotides long. It is a transcript of the gene CAT, whose product is annotated as catalase. Bases 85 to 1668 code for a protein of 527 amino acids. NCBI's taxonomy places the organism in Eukaryota, Metazoa, Chordata, Mammalia, Diprotodontia, Vombatidae. The record is from RefSeq and is a predicted model, not a curated record. Gene Ontology annotation, biological process: hydrogen peroxide catabolic process; response to hydrogen peroxide. Gene Ontology annotation, molecular function: heme binding; catalase activity. The transcript has 13 exons. Gene Ontology annotation, cellular component: cytoplasm; mitochondrion; peroxisome.